This is a messenger RNA of Ceutorhynchus assimilis (cabbage seed weevil), 1021 nucleotides long. Lineage: Eukaryota; Metazoa; Arthropoda; Insecta; Coleoptera; Curculionidae. The record is from the annotation of a GenBank genome assembly.
ACUUUUGGUUUAGUUGUUGUGGUCAUAUCUGUGUAAGUGUAAUUUGUUAAUUUUCAACAAAAGUCUCUGUAGCGAAAAUGGGCCAGAAAACUAAACGUGCUAAAAAGAGCCCCAAAAACCGUGCAAAUAAAAUCCAUUUGGUCUUUGACGAGGUCAAAAGAAGAGAAUUCUUGACAGGUUUUCGCAAAAGGAAACUCCAACGCAAAAAGCAGGCCCAAGAAGAACUCGAAAAGGAAUUGAAAGAGGAACGAAAACGCCUCAAAGCUGAAGCCAAAGAGUCUUACAAAAAGCUUGUGGUCUCUCACCGUGACAUCCCAGAACUAGCACAAUUUCAAAGCAAAGAGUACGAAGAAGAUGAUGUCACUGUAAAAAUCCAAGAAAUAUCCGCCAACGAUAUUGCCAAGCAAAGCAAUUGGAUUGGGGCGAAUCAGCCUAAAUAUGAAUCAGAUGAAUCAGAAGAAGAGGUAGUUGAAGAAGAAAUUGAGGAAAUGCCUGGCAUGGAAUUGAAGCCAAAAGUUGAAAAACAAGAAAUGAAAAAAGUACAAGAAAAGAGAAAGUUUGAGACAGAAAAACAAGUUAAAAAAGAGCUGAAAAAGCGGGCAACUAAAAAUGUCAAAAAGAGUAAAGUUUUCCAAAAAAAGAGCCAAAUUGAGAGGCAAAAACAAAUCAAAAAAUCCUUCAAGGCUAAAAAGGCCAAGGAACAGGUGAGACAGAAGUUUGGCAAGAAGAGGAAUAAAGGUAAACAUUUAAAAAAGACAAAUAAUAAAGAAUAAUAUGUUUGUUUUUUAUUUAUAAAUUGGGUUUUUUGUAUUUUGCCUGUAUCCAUACCCUGUACAUUUUCAAUAAUCUGCCUCUGUUUACUUGCAAGCGUCUAUCUGCCCUGUUUUCUUCUUCGAGGAAACCACCUUGUUCAAAAAGAAUUUUAAUUUCUUCUAAAAACAAAAAGAAAUAAUUAUCAGCUUGUGAGAAAUACAAAAUUAAAACUUUUAUAGAGAAUUUUAAGUACUUAGUACUGCUUUAA